This is a messenger RNA of Ooceraea biroi (clonal raider ant), 851 nucleotides long. RefSeq lists its product as uncharacterized. The record is from RefSeq and is a predicted model, not a curated record. NCBI's taxonomy places the organism in Eukaryota, Metazoa, Arthropoda, Insecta, Hymenoptera, Formicidae.
UGCGCCUGUGCAUGUACCAUUUGGUAGACACACCCCCCACGAUUUCGAUUUCUUGUAAGUGAAUCUGGAACGAUUCGGUACAAUACAAAUUUGUUAAUUGUAUUUAUCUCAACUUCUCUAAAAAAAAGUCAGUAAUCAGCUAAUUUCGGCUAAUUAUGUGCUGCUUCCGAAAGAACUUCACAGCAAACGCUGUCAGAAUCAAGAUUAAAAAUGAUUAAAUUAUAUCAAAAUUAUUUGUAAUCUUUUUCUGAUAAUAUUAGCCGAAUGCAAUAAUUUCAGGAUAAGAAGAAAGAUAGAAAGAUAUACAAGAUGAAGGAACGAUGACUACGUCAUGCUGCGCAAUCUUAUUGCAAAAUGGAUCAAUUUGAGAAGAAUGAGUCAAACAACGUAUAGAAAUACUCCACAUAAUCCAAGAAGAUAUUCGGAAAGACGUCGAAGAAGCGGCGAUGGCCGACAAAGAGACAUUUUCGAGGAGAGAGGGGCAGCUAGUGAAGACGAAUAUGUGCGAAAGGAAACCGCCAGGCAACUGAAAGAGCUUAAAAAGCAACUAGAGCAACGUAAAGCAGAGAAGAAGAAUAAAUUAGCAGAAAAGGAUAAAAUGGAAAAAGAAAAUAAUGAAAAGCAAGAUGCAGAUAAAAGUUCGAAUCCUAACAAAGAAUGAGGCAACAUCUAAACAAUUCAUUGCGCAAUAAGACAACAACUAUUAGUUUAUUAUAGAUAUACUAAAUUUCUCAUAUUAACUACUUAAAGUAAUAUUAUUAUAAAUAGUAAUAAAAUAUUACUUUAAGUAGUUAAUCACUUAUAAAUCACUUAUAAAUAUUUAAAAAAUCACUUACAAAUAAUAAAGUAGU